This is a messenger RNA of Chenopodium quinoa (quinoa), 2046 nucleotides long. RefSeq names its product vinorine synthase-like. The record is from RefSeq and is a predicted model, not a curated record. Bases 249 to 1562 code for a protein of 437 amino acids. Lineage: Eukaryota; Viridiplantae; Streptophyta; Magnoliopsida; Caryophyllales; Amaranthaceae. The transcript has a single exon.
AAUUUUAUUUCAUCCUCUAUCAGUCCUCGUAUGAUUGAGAAGGACAACCAACCGUCCAAUUCUUAGUUUAUGAUGUGUCUUAACAAUGGUCAAAAUUAGUAGUUAACCUGCUAAAAUUAAAUUUAGUAGAUUGACUUUUUGAUAGUUGCAGUCUUGCUGCUAGAGUAGUAUAAAAAGCUUAGCUGCAGAAAUUAGAAAUGCAGGAAAAACCAAUCUUUCUUUAAAGUAUCACAGUUACAGGAACAUCUAUGGAGCAGGAUUUAGAAGUGAAAAUAGUAUCAGUGGAAACUAUAAAACCAUCACUUCCACCAUCCUCGCAUCCCAAAGCUUUAGUUCUCUCUCUCCUCGAUCAAGUCUUCCCUGCUAUGCACGUAUCCGUCCUGCUUUUCUACUCUCCAGCACCACAAGUCGGAGAUGUUGUAAGUGACCUAAAAAUGUCACUUAGCCAAACUCUUGACCAAUUCUAUCCUCUUGCAGGCCGAUUUGUAGAUGACUCGACCAUUUCUUGCAAUGACCAUGGCAUACCCUUUAUUGAAACCAAAGUCAAUUGCCAUCUCUCUGUCUUCAUGACCUCACCUCAUAAGCUAAAGCUGGUUAACAAAUUCCUCCCUACUCGAGAAUUGAUCCCAUUGACCAUUCAAGUCAAUGUUUUCCUCUGUGGUGGGGUGGUUAUUGGGUGUUACAUGCUCCACAAACUCUUUGAUGGAGCCUCUAUAGGAAUCUUUCUUAAUUAUUGGUCUGCCCUAGCUGGUAAGCGGUUUAAGGACCUAGUCCAACCUGAUUUUGAAGCCAGGAUCGAGGCGUUUCCUCCACUACCUAGUAGGGGAGAACAACUCCUACCUGAAACUCCACCCAGUCAAUCGAGUCCAACAACUACAGUGAUCAAGAGUUUCUUGUUCAACUCAGCAGCUUUAAGCAAGCUUAGAGGCAAGGCUACAAGUGAGGUAGUUCCUAGACCUACCAAAUUUGAGGCUGUGGCAGGGUUUGUUUGGGAGCAAGCAUUGGCAGCAGCACGUGAUUCAGGUGCACUGGUUGAGCAUACAACGUUCUCAAUGACUGUAAACAUGCGGCCUCGGAUGAAGCCACCGCUUCCAUGGGAAUCAAUGGGUAACCUAAUUACAAACGCACGAGCACAGGUCGAUAAAAGCAGCAGACAUAAACUUCAAGAGCUUGUCAAGGAAAUCCAUUUAGCCUUGUCUAGAACCAACCAGAAAAUCACUACUACUUUUCAAGGGGAUAAUCCACCAGAGGUUAUCUGGUCAGCGCGAAAAGCUGAGUUGCAAGGAAUAUCAGAUCAUAAGGAUGGUGGCAUAUUCCGGCUUAGCAGCUGGUGCAACCUUGGACUGAAUGAACCAGACUUUGGGUUCGGGAAGCCCGUAUGGAUAGUUCCUACUGAUGGGAGAAUAAUUCCUCCUACAGUUGCUCAUUUUAUAUACCUCACUAAUUACAAUCACCCUAUUAAUGGUGAAGGAAUUGAAGCAUGGUUUUUCUUGGAAGAGAAAGAGAUGCAAGUCUUAGAGUCUAAUCCACAUUUCCUUGCUUUCGCUUCUCCUAACUACUAGUAAUCCAUGUCUUCAUUGCUCUGCCAUCUACUAGGUUGCUAGCAUUGGUUUAAUAAUCGAGCUUAUGUGUGUUAGUUAAGUGUUGAAAAUAAAUUUCGAUGUUAAUCGAUCAACAACAUUAUUUUGUACUCCUGAUGUCCCCAAAUAAUUUUUCAGUAUUAUUCAUUUUUAAAAAUGAAUAUGAAAUUUUUAUCCAAUCCCUAUCCACUAACUCUUCCUUCGCACUCUCACCCCACCUAACAUAAUUAUUUAAAAGCAGUGUGUCCAAACCUAAUACGGAAUAAGAAGAUUAAUUAUAUGUGAACUAGUCCUUUGUAGGGAGGGCCGAGGAAGUAGUAAUGCAGUGUUUACGUGUCGUUAUGUGGUUGUGGAUGAUUUAGAAAAGUAUGGCGCAUUUGAAACUUAUUUACAUUUUUGCAUGGAAUAAACUUAUUUACAAAAUUGUUGUCUAUAUAUGCUGGAAAAUAUGUUUGGGUGACUAAUU